AUUUUCUUUCAGGAAGGUAGACGUCGAACGUGAGCGGUAUUGACCGGCAAAUGGCAUUUGAGAAGAGCAAGAUACUGAUAUUUGGAGCGACGGGAUACCUGGGAACGUACCUGGUAAAGGCGAGCAUUUCCAUGGGCCAUGACACCUACGCCUACACUCGCCCUCUCAAACCAAACGACAACAACUCUUCCAAGCUCCAACUUCUCAAGGAAUUUGAGUCCAUGGGAGUCACCUUUUUCCAGGAAAAUAUUUUCUUUGAUUUCCCUAUUAUAUAUAAUGGUGAGCUGGAUGACCAUGAAAAACUAGUUUCUGUGCUCCGACAAGUAGAGGUCGUCAUCUCUGCACUUCCAAUCCCUCAAUACGUAAAGCAACUCAAUAUUAUACAAGCCAUGAAAGAUGCUGGCACCAUCAAGAGAUUUGUUCCUUCUGAGUAUGGAAACGAAGCAGACAGAGUGACAGCUCUUCCACCUUUCGAGGCACUGCUCUCCAUCAAAAGAAAGAUCCGAAGAGCCACGGAGGCGGCUGGACUCUCUUACACUUUCAUCUCCGCCAACGCAUUUGCAGUGUACUUUGUUAACUAUUUGCUCCAUCCAGAGAAGAAAGACCACCAAGUCAUCAUAUACGGAAGUGGAGAAACGAAAGCCGUACUAAAUUAUGAGGAAGAUAUAGCAACUUAUAUAGUCAUGGCAGCUACAGAUCCAAGAGCAGCCAACCGCCUUGUUAUCAUAAGGCCACCCGACAAUGUUCUAUCUCAACUGGAUUUGAUUUCUUCUUGGGAGAAAAAAACUGGGAGAAACAUCAAAAGAGUUCAUGUUAGUGAGGAGGAAAUCAUAAAGCAGACUGAGACCUUGCCUAGUCCGGAGAACGUGCCGCCCGCGAUCCUGCACAGCAUAUUUGUGAAAGGCGAUCAGACGAACUUUGAGCUAACUGAGGAAGAUUUGGAGGCGUCGAAGUUAUACCCUGAGUAUAAGUAUACUUCAAUUGAUAGGCUUCUUGAUGUGCUUUUGGUUAAGCCUCCUAGUAAGCCUAAGCUUGUAUCCUUCGGAGCUUAGAAAACUAUAAUGUUAUUUCACCGGUGAAAUGGUUACAAUAAAGACCGUGGUGUUGUUGGAAUAGCAUGUACCAAAUAGUAGCAAGAAUCACAAUCCAGUAAUAAAAUUAUAUAUCUUGUGCACUAAUUAACGGUGUCAUUUGGG
Rubroshorea leprosula is the source of this 1196-nucleotide messenger RNA. The record is from the annotation of a GenBank genome assembly. Lineage: Eukaryota; Viridiplantae; Streptophyta; Magnoliopsida; Malvales; Dipterocarpaceae.